Prinia subflava (tawny-flanked prinia) is the source of this 3573-nucleotide messenger RNA. Its product is annotated as tumor necrosis factor receptor superfamily member 13C-like. Gene Ontology annotation, molecular function: signaling receptor activity. Gene Ontology annotation, cellular component: external side of plasma membrane. NCBI's taxonomy places the organism in Eukaryota, Metazoa, Chordata, Aves, Passeriformes, Cisticolidae. The coding region runs from base 509 to 1129 and encodes 206 amino acids. Gene Ontology annotation, biological process: positive regulation of T cell proliferation; B cell costimulation; positive regulation of B cell proliferation. The transcript has 3 exons. The record is from RefSeq and is a predicted model, not a curated record.
UCAAUCCAAGUCUGAUCAGUGCCCCUGGGAUGGAGUCUUGUAAGAUCUGUGCACAGGAAAGUCUCCUGUAGACACUGGAGGAGACCGAGGGGCUUUUCAGUGUAAGCAAAGGAAGGUGCAGGCUGGGGGACAUGCCUGGGCUGGGGACAACAUGCAGGUGAGGAGGGGAGGAGUGAGGAUCAAGGAGGUCAGGUUGGGACACAAUAUCACUGGGUAUGAGGUGCUGUGUGGCUGAGGCACACGAGGGACUGUGGGGAUUUUGAAAGCAUGAAAUGAAAAUGAAAGCAUUUUGGAGGAGAGGGGUAGUUUGAGGGCACAUUGCAAAGACAGGCAGGGGUAGGGCUUGGUCACUUGCUCUCCUCCUCCCUGGUGAAGAUCCGCCCCAGGCCAAGCACAGCAAUUGUGAGCCCCAAGGGAGACAACGCAAAUUGACAGACUGUAUCUCCCUCUGCCACGGGGCCUGGGGCGCUGUGAUUUCACACUCCAGUGGCCACAUCACUGCUAUGCCAUGCAAGAGCUGGGCUCUCACUCCCACUCUGCCAUGUCCUCAUCAGGAAAAGCUGCCAUUGCCCCCUCCUGCCUCUCCUUCGAGUGCUUCGACACCCUGACCAAGUCAUGCAUCAAGUGCUCCGACCUGUUCAAGGACAACACAACAGAGCCUACCCUGGCACCCACCCUGACCAGCACCUUCCUGAUCUUCGGGGUCCCAGUAGUGGUGGGGUUUAUCCUGGUUCUGGCUACUCUCUGUGGCUUCCUGGCCUGCAAGGUGGGAAAGUGGAGAAGAAAGAGGAAGGCAGCGGAUGAAGAGGACAAAGAAAACAUAGACAUCGCCAGCCCCUUGCCCAGCCAGGACUCUGCAAAGCCAGAGGGAGAUGGUGCCCUGAACCCAGCCCCAUGCCUGCAUCUUGACGGGAGCCAGAAGAUGCCAGGGCCACCUAGGAAAGCCAGGGCAAAGCAGAGGCCAUUCUGCCAGGGUGAUGCUGAUGGUGACAUUGUUCUGCUCUCUGCUGUGUACCCCCGGCCUGAGGAAUGCAAGCACAGCUUACCGCUGCCUGCCACUGAACUGGGGGCCACAGCGCUGGUCACCACCAAAACCACCCAGAACUGCACCAGAGAGGAUAGAGUCUGAGGGCAAGUGGAAUGGGCCUGGAGUGCUCUGGCCAAUCCCUGUGGACACUGACAGCCUGUUCCCAGGACAAGCGAAGUCUUCCAUGGAUAUGAGCACUGUGAAAACCAGGUUUUGGUUUUAGCAAGAUCAGCCUUUUAAGAUGACUGUCCUUUUUGUGCUGAGUCUCAAGUUACACCUGCUGGAGGAAGCCGAAGUGGAUCAUGCUGCAUUACAAUGAACUGUUGACAGCUGCCAUGGCUAAACCAUUGGGAGGAGGCAGAGAAGACACAACCGGUGAGGAUCGAGUGUGGCAGGGACUGCUGUGCCAUUUGCAAGGCAGCCGUUGUGCAUGGACAGGUCUCCUGAUGGAUGGGCAAUUUCUGGGAGCAUGGGGCUGGAACACCAGAAACUGAAACAUGAAGCAGGGAGUUACUUUAGGACCAAAUCCCACACAGCAGUAGCUCGAUUUUUGCUACUGACCUCAAUAAAAGGAGACUCAAGGCCAUAUGGAGCAAGGCACACCUAGCAUCUACUCCAUUUACAGUCCUGCCACCCUGUCUUCUGCACUCUGUGAUACCCAAGUCUUUCCACUCUCAAGGCUGUCUCACGCAGUGGCAGGUAUCCACCGGCACUCAUGGGAACCCCCUCCACAGCCGGGUACCCUGGCGAUAGGAAAAGGUUUGUCUUCCCAAGCAGUGAAGAGGAGAAAAAAAUCUGUCCUUGCUUUGACCUACAGUCCCUGAAGUUAAGGAGCACCAGACCAGGCAGUGGAGACUACUAGUCUAGAGGAGCUCCCUGAACUUGUCAUUACAGCCCCAGACAAGCAUCACUUCAGUUUGCUGCAGAAAUAGUGUGUGUCACUUGGGAUGGAUGCUUCCACACUGCACAAAAGCAGUCAGGGAGUGAUAUGAGCGUAGGCAGGACGUAAUUUAUGAGAGAGUCAUCAAGGCUUUGCCUGUGUGUGAGAGCUGGCCAGCAUUGCUGAUCCCAGGCAUUUCCCUGUAGAUGGUUUUCUUCACCUGCCUGUAAGUGGCUUUAAAGUACAAGAAGGGCUCAGUUUGGGAAAUGAACUCAUUAGUGUGGGAUUGCUGAUUCUGAGUAAUGACAGCAGCUGAUGCCCUCUGAGUGAACAGACUCUGGCAAGAAGCCCCUGGAGAAGGUGAUUAGUCACUUAGAAGUGCUUUGAGGGGUUAUUUACAUGAAGCACCAUAUCUGGGUCUGCUCUUCCUUAUAUGAGGUGGCUUCCUCAUCUGGGAGGCUUUAGACACUGAACAGAGCUGGCCAAGCAAAGUGUGGGGGCAUGGACACCAGGCACUAAUGGGCCACCGAAUGCCAUAUUCCCAGUAGGGUCAGCUGGAGGCACUAUAAUGGAGGGGAAUGUCCCUCUGAUGAUGGGAAGGUGACUCCCUGCCCAAGCCCGAGUUCUCUUUGGGGCUGCAGGACAGAUGCUAUUGUUGAAGGGUGUCCAUCUCUCUUCUCCCCUGUCUGUAGCACUGCAGCCAGACUCAUGGCAUCUUCCUCAUAAAGGCAACCAUAGGUGCUGCCACAGGUGCCAAGGCCAAAAUUCCUUACCACAGUUCCUCUCCCAGAGGUGAACCCUCAUCUGACUGAGGCUCUGCAUGAUGGGAUGGAUGGGAUGGAUCCCUAUCUCAGCCUUGGGGCUGAGGAUGGUGGAAGAGGUGGUCCACAUGCCCAGUGACUGUCUCCUGGGGCUCCAGACACCUGUGGCAGAAACUGUGGAGGCUCAAGGGCUGGUGUCCUAGUUACCCACAGCAGCCAUGUUGCCCUUUGCAGAGGGGGUAUUGCCAUGGCAUGAAUCAGAAAUCUCCUCAUCCUCAUGCUCCGCACCCAAUCCUGUGAAGUAACUUCAAACAACCCUUGUGUAUCUGGAGUGGGGAAAAAAGCCAAAGUCAGGUUGGGGGAUGUUUUAUCACUAGAAGUACUGCUUCUGGAAGACAGAGCAACCUGUUUCAGGGGAGAUGGGGGUGAUAUGGAAAUGGAGCAGAACUGCCAGGAUCCAACUCCACUUCCCUCCCAGUGAUAGCGGCAGCCCAACCCUGUGGAUACACUGCCCACCCCAGAGGAUCUGGGAAUUUUAAAAAGAAACACCCAUACAAAUCCUAUUGGAAAAGCCCCUCUUUCUGCUCAGGUAAGAACCUCUGCUCUCAUUUCUGCUGGAGUUUAAGCCAGGCAUCUGCCUAUAUGGGAUGCCACUGGCACUUGCAGCACACAGAGUGACAAUUGGACCAACACUGUAUUCCUCAACCAGUGAGUGUUCCUUGGAUCUCCUUUCUGUUAUGGCAUAUGUGGUGUCUUCCCUGCAUUGUGUCUGCCUGACUGCCAGCUGUGGUGGGGCGAUCCUCCCCUUCUGCCCAAUCUGCCCAGGAGGGAUUUGUAACCUGCUCUGUGCACUUCUCCGUCCUUAUGUUCAACGCAAAGGGUUGUCCAUCUUGUCUGCAUAGAGA